CCAACACAUGCAAGAUUAAUAUACAGAAAAAAAUAAAAUAAAAAACAAUGGUGGCGAUCUUGGCUUCAAUAUGUACUGUAACAUCAAUAUUUCUGUGUUUCUUAGUUGCAUCAUCGGAUGCUGAAGAGGCUGCCGGCAGCAAUUGUGACACCAAUCAUCCGUGCGACCAGGGGCGGUGCUGUAGCCGUUUCUUCUACUGUGGUAGCGACGAUGACCAUUGUGUCACUUAUUGUUCGUCCCAGUGCCGUUAUGCACCACCGCCGCCACAAGGAAGCACAGCCGCCGUCGUAUGGCGGCGGCCGGAUCAUCUUCUGAUUAAUGCAACCCAUAAGAAUGGUGAUGAUCUGAUCAAUAGUAUUAACUCAUCGUCGCCAUGCGGCGCGACUUCUCUCGCCAACGUGCCGCUGGCUAUGCCUAACAAGUAUGCUUUGGCUGCUUUCGGCGCAAAGAAUUCGCGGCCACAGCGGACUAGCAAUGUCGAUAGUUAUUGCGGCAAGUGCAUGAAGUUGAGAAAUUGCGGAAGUGGUGUUGAAGUGAUGGUGCGAAUUGUUGACGAACGUAGCACCGAGGGUCUCGAGUUAGACCGUCAAACUUUCGACAAGCUUCGUGGCAAGAGUCUUGCAUAUGUCGAGAGUGAUGAUGAUCGCCACCUUGUGCUGGAGUAUAGCUUUUAUAACUGCAGCUGAAGACGGAAUAAACUUAAAGGAGAGGAUGGGGCUGUUCACUUAUAGUCAAUCAAACUUAAACACAAGUAUGAAGUAUCUACGAUCAGGAGGAUGAGAUCAAAUGAAUCAGAAUGUUAAAU
Molecule: messenger RNA, 805 nt
Organism: Linum trigynum
Lineage: Eukaryota; Viridiplantae; Streptophyta; Magnoliopsida; Malpighiales; Linaceae
Source: the annotation of a GenBank genome assembly